AUGGCAGCAGAUGUGCACGCGACGGAGCAGGCAAAGUUCCCGAGCUCUCAACGCGCCGCAGCGCGCAAUGAAGCCGGCGCCAGCAAAACUGCGGUAGCCCAUGGCGAGGACGACGAGGACGACGACGAUGAGGAGGAUGAGGAGGAGGAGGAAGACGAAGAGCCGAAGCUCAAGUAUGCAAAACUCACGGGCAGCCUCACCAAUGUCUACCGCAACGGUGACAGCACGUCCGCCUUUGCUGUCGCCGGCGACAAGAUGGUGCUUGGAACACACAACGGGAACGUCCAUGUCUUGACUCUACCUUCCAUGCAACCGCUACGGACAUACCACGCGCACUCGGCGACGAUCACAAGCAUAUCGGUCUCACCUACUCCGCCUCCGCCAUCUCACCUCCAGCCGGAACCAGCAGCUAUCGCAGGCCUGAACACCCCUCCUGCUUCCCUUCGCUCCCAGCCGACCUAUAGCAACAGCCCUCGACCGUCGCGAACACAGCAGCAAUCUCAGACUGUAUCCAACACGCCCAACAACGCCAUCUACAUAGCCACUUCCUCCCUCGACGGCCAUGUCUGCAUCAGCUCGCUCCUCGAUCCCAAGGAUGUCCAACUUCGCAACUUUGCACGACCCCUGCAAGCCGUAGCGUUGAGUCCAGCUUAUACAAGCGACCGAACGUAUCUCUCAGGCGGUCUCGCAGGUCAGCUCAUCUUGACCGUCGGUGGAAAGGCGGGAGUGACGGUCGAUGCGAACACCAACAGCGCCGCAGCAACGGCUGGAGGAUGGUUGAACAGUAUCGGUCUGGGAGGAGACAGAGGCAAGGACACGGUCUUGCAUUCUGGCGAAGGCAAGAUUUGCGAGAUCAAGUGGAGCUUGAGCGGAAAAUGGGUGGUCUGGGUCAACGAGCAUGGAAUCAAGAUCAUGCGUUCGCAUCUUAAGCUUGAUAGUGAGGCGAGCGAGGAUGCUUGGAGACGGAUCGCGCAUGCCGAGAAGCCCAAUAAGCCUGGCUGGGAGGAGGGUGCAGGGGUGUGGAGGGCACGGGCGCAGUGGAUCGACGAUCGGAGGCUGGAGGCAGAUGAUGAGGCCGACUCUGGCACUGCAAACGGCGAGAAGGGUGCCACAGUCCUCGUUAACGGCGCUCCAAACGGUAAGAAGAAGCCUGCGGCGAAGGUAGAGAAGCUUGUCGUAGGUUGGGGCAACACGGUGUGGAUCUUACAUGUGAGCGAAGGUGGGAUAAAUCCAGCAGGCAAGAAACAGGUCGGCAGCGCGGACAUCGUGAACAAGUUCAACUUCGACUGUGUCAUAUCCGGCUUGAGCUUGUUGAGUCCAUCGAUGAUGGCGAUUCUGGCCUACCGGACGACAAAGGACGAGGAGCAGUCUACGCAGCAGCCUAGCAAAGCUGCAAAUGGGACUUCGCCAAAGAAAGGGCGAUCACAUCGACACACAGGUUUAGCACCACAACUACGGCUGGUUGGCGUUGAUGGGAUCGAAGUUGAUCUGGACGAGUUGUCAAUGUCUCGUUUCGAGACACUGUCCGCGCAGGACUACCAUCUCGGGACGCUGUAUAUCCCUCCUCCUCCACCGACCAAGACUUCUACCUCAAGCUCUGGCGGCGCAAGAGGAGCGCUGGAUGUGGUAUGGGACGCUGCAGGUGGCAAGUACGCGACUCGCAUGUUCUCGUCAUCUGCUAGCAUAAUGUCUCGGAGCAGUGACGACAACCGGACAUCUUCUUUCGCAUCACCACCUGCUUCUUCGGUUGGUGUGGCUGCCGCGAGCAUGCCCAAGAAGAAACGAAUCGAUGCACACCCUUACAUCGUCGAGCCGGGUCUGAAGCUCUUCAUUCAAAGUCCUUACGACUGUGUUCUGGCGGUCAAGCGGGGACUAAGCGACCGCAUGGAGUGGUUCAUGGACCACAAGGCGUACCGGGAGGCCUGGGAUCUGGCGGACAAACAUCCGGAAGUCUUCUCUUCAAUCUCGCCAUCCACUGCCGACAACGAAGGCAGUACCGAGCCAGACACUCCGAGGUCAAACAGAGGGCAAGGAAGUCUUGCCGAGUUCUUUGCCGAUUCGUCUUCUUCACAGAAUGGCGGGUCAAACGUCAAUCACGCUUCUGCCGUGGAAAGGGAGAAACGUCAUAUCGGUGACCUCUGGCUCAGACAGCUUGUCGACUCCUCCCAAUGGUCUGAGGCUGGCCGGGUGGCUGGAAAGGUGCUAGGCACAAGCGGGAGAUGGGAGCACUGGAUGUGGGCUUUUGCACAGGCAAACAAGUUCGACGAGAUCACGCCUUUCAUACCUUCGACCAUUGAUGCGCAGCUGCCCAGCGUGGUCUACGAGGUCGUGCUUGGACAUUACGUUCAGGCUGACCCGCUACGGUUGAUGCAGUUGCUGGAAGAUUGGGAUCCGAGUCUUGACUUGUAUGAUGUUGGCAGCGUGGUCAAGGCCAUUGAGUCCCGGCUUGACACUACGAACGCUGAGCUUGACGAGGAGGAGAAGAUUAAAGAAGGGAGUGCGGAUUGGAAGAUACUCACUGAGUGUCUAGCACGUCUCUACCUUGCAGAUGCCCGUGCAAAGGAGGCUCUACGCUGCUGGAUCCGCGUGCAGAACGCCGAAGCCGCCUUCCGCCUGAUCAGAGAGGAGAAGAUGAUCGAUGUAGUCGCCGCCGAAGACGUCACCGGCCUCCUGAUGCUCAGAGUUAGCAACGACCUAAUGAAAAACGGCAGCCUAAAAGAGCUCCAGGAAGCCAGCGAAGACGCCACCGCCCUCCUCGUCGACGAAGCCUUACGCGGAACCGUCCAUCCAGCAACAGUGAUUUCCCAACUCCGACCCCAAGGCGACAGGUUCAGACCCUUCAUCUACUUCUACCUCCGCGCCCUCUGGACCAGCCGCUCCAUCGACACGGACUACAAACCCCGCGGCAAGUUCGCCCGCGGCAUCAAUGAAGGCCACGCGCUCGUCGAAGACCACGCCGACCUCGCUGUGGAGCUCUUCUCGCAGUACGAUCGCGAGUUACUCAUGACCUUUUUACGAGCAAGCAGCAUCUACAGCUACGAGAAAGCCGCCGCUAUUUGCGAGAACCUCCACUACAUCCCCGAGCUCGUGCACAUCUUGUCCAAGACCGGACAGACGAAGCGAGCACUGUUCCUCAUCAUAGGCGAGCUGGGGGAUGUGAAGCAAGCGAUUGCUUUUGCGAAGGAGAACCCGGAUCUCUGGGACGAUCUGCUGGAUUACUCGAUGAACAAGCCGGCGUUCAUCAAAGGGUUGCUGGAGGAGGUCGGCACGGCUAUUGAUCCGAUCAACCUCAUUCGACGCAUACCAGAGGGACUGGAGAUUGAAGGGUUGAAACAGGGCGUGCAGCGCAUGAUGCGGGAAUACGAUAUUCAGUUCUCCAUUUCCGAAGGUGUGGCGAGGGUGUUAAGGGGGGAGGUGGCGAUGGGGAUGGAUACGCUGAGGGCGGGGCAGAAGAAGGGGGUGAGGUUUGAGGUGCUGCGGGAGGAUGCUCCGAGCGAGGAUGAUGUGCAGCUCGAAGUCGAAGAUCCGCCGACUAAGGUCGAUGGGGGUGAGGAACUCCCUACACCGAAGCGGAAGGCGGAGAAGAAGGAGGCGAAGGCCGCGGAGCCGGGGUGCUGUGUGGGAUGUGGUGAGCUGUUCAGCGAAGAAGAGAAAGAACCCCUCAUCGGCUUCGCCUGCGGCCACGUCUACCACCUCUCCUGCAUCCUCAAAGCCAACCCCGACACCUCCGACCCAGACACGAUAUCGCGACUCCUCGACCAGCUAGGCAGCGGCGCGGACGACGAAGGAGCGUAUACGGGAAGAUCGGUCGGCGGCAAAGUCGCGCACGCGCAUGUGAUUAAGAAUAUCGUCCGCGGUGGGUGUGCGCACUGUUCGAUACCUGAAGGUGCUUAA
Molecule: messenger RNA, 3894 nt
Organism: Saxophila tyrrhenica
Lineage: Eukaryota; Fungi; Ascomycota; Dothideomycetes; Mycosphaerellales; Extremaceae
Gene: VPS41
Product: Vacuolar protein sorting-associated protein 41
Exons: 2
Coding region: 1-3894 (1297 amino acids)
Biological process (GO): intracellular protein transport; cellular response to starvation; protein targeting to vacuole
Cellular component (GO): HOPS complex; late endosome
Molecular function (GO): protein binding
Source: RefSeq, a predicted model, not a curated record